AUGUUCGGCGCCGCAGCGGCGCACCUGAACAGCGACGCAGCAGCGCAGCAGCAGGCGCAGCUCGAGGCUGAGGCGCAGCAGCAACAGCAGCAGGCAGGAUGCAGUGGCGCGGCGGCUUUCUGGCUCGAUGAGGACGAGCGGCAACUCGACUUGGUCUUCAUCAUGGACGCGACCGGCUCGAUGGGCAGCUACAUUGCCUCCGCAACGCGCAACAUCGAGACGAUCUGCGAGAACAUCAUCCGCUCAGAACAGCUCUCGUCGCCCGGUGCGCUGCGCAUUGCUCUCGUCGCCUACCGCGACCACCCGCCGCAAGACCACACGUAUAUCGUCAAGACGUUCGGCGGCUUCACGACGUCCGUUGAGGUGAUCAAGCAGAACCUCAGCACGCUGUACGCAUCGGGCGGAGGCGAUGGCCCCGAGGCAGUCACGGCGGCGCUGAAAGCUGCGUGCGACUUGGAGUGGCGCCAGAGUGCCACACGUCUGGCUGUGCUCAUUGCAGAUGCGCCGCCGCACGGCAUCGGCGAGUACGGCGAUGGCUUCCAUCUUGGCUCGCCAGACGGCGAAGACCCGCUGCGCCUGGCUCGUGGCAUGGCAGCUGCCGGCAUUCCGCUCUUCAUGGUCGCCUGCGAGCCGGCGCUCAGCGGCUACCAGCAAGCCGCCGACUUCUACCAGGGCCUCGUGCGGCUCACUGGCGGCCAGCUGCUGCCGCUCACGACUGCCUCGCUCCUUACGCCCGUCAUCAUCGGUGCCGCAGCGGAGUGCAUGUCACUCGACCGCCUGCACCGCGAGGUCGGUGACCAAGUAGCACAGCGCAUCGCAGACAUGAGUCUGGAGAACAACGAGCGCGACGUCAUGGACUCGGUGACGCGCGAUCUGUUCGAGAGCCUGACGCUGCGGAGAGAGACGACGAAGCAUCUCAUCGUCGAGAGCAUCUACAAUGAGAGCGCCGAAAGCAAACACAACAUUGAGGUCUGGACGCAGGCGCGCGACUUGGCAGCUGCGCGGCCACUGCUGAAGAAGGUCGUCGGCUCGCGCCUUUCCGCCAAGUAUCUGCGAGAGCGCUCCAUCUCGUCGAGCUACAAGCCCUUCACGCCGUACGCGCAUCCGCGAUUCUCUCCUCCCGCCGCGUCAGGCAGUGGCAGCACCGCCGAGCGGCGUCGCAGUUCGGGCGGCGCCAGUGGCAGCCGCAAGGUAGUGAGCGACUUUAGUGCCUUCAGCGCCUCUCCUGGCAUGAGUUUCGGCGGCGGCAGCGCGUCAGCUUCCGCCAAUGCCUCUCCCGUCCUCUCUUCGAGCGCAUUCGGAUCGCCUCAAUCAUCCGCCUUCCAAGCGCCACGAGACGCAUCGGCGUACCGCAGCGCAUCGCCGCACUCGUCGGCGCGGGGACGACGGGCGGACGCGAUGGACGACGAGGACGAAGAGGAGGUGGAAGAGGCUAGAGAGGCGGCCAGCCUGCCGGUGGCAUACUCGGACGACGGCGCGGCGAUGCAGGUCGCCGGCGACGAUGGCAGUACGCUGGCGCUCAAGAGUGGCGCCAUCUCCAUGGAGCAGGUGCGCAGACUGGCGAUGGUCAGUGCACAGCGCGGCGGCCUGGGUGCCGCAUGA
This is a messenger RNA of Tilletiopsis washingtonensis, 1602 nucleotides long. RefSeq lists its product as hypothetical. Gene Ontology annotation, molecular function: protein serine/threonine kinase activity. The transcript has 8 exons. Gene Ontology annotation, cellular component: cytoplasm. Gene Ontology annotation, biological process: peptidyl-threonine phosphorylation. Bases 1 to 1602 code for a protein of 533 amino acids. Lineage: Eukaryota; Fungi; Basidiomycota; Exobasidiomycetes; Entylomatales. The record is from RefSeq and is a predicted model, not a curated record.